Messenger RNA from Carlito syrichta (Philippine tarsier), 1197 nucleotides. Its product is annotated as putative keratin-87 protein. The record is from RefSeq and is a predicted model, not a curated record. Lineage: Eukaryota; Metazoa; Chordata; Mammalia; Primates; Tarsiidae. Gene Ontology annotation, molecular function: structural constituent of skin epidermis. Gene Ontology annotation, cellular component: keratin filament. Gene Ontology annotation, biological process: keratinization; intermediate filament organization.
AUGAGGCAGACCACAGCUGACCCAAAGCACCCCAAGCCCGACACAGGGGGCUUCCGCGCCGGCUCCUGCGGGUUCAGCUUCCGUUACCGCUCCGGCGGCGUGUGCGGGCCCGGCCCCACCUGCACCACCACCCAAUCGGUCGACCAGAACGAGGAGGAGCAGAUCAGGCGUCGCGAAAGCAGGUUCGCCGCCUUCAUCGACAAGGUGUGCUUCCUGGAGCAGCAGAACAAGCUGCUGGAGACCAAGUGGCAGUUCUACCGGAACCAUCUGUGCGGUGAGAACAGCCUGGAGCAACUGUUCAAGGGCGACAUUGAGACGCUGUGGUGGGAGGACAAGUGUUUGGAGGAAGAGGCCGACAGCGGGAUGCUGGCCUCAGAGCUCAACCACAUGCAGGAAGUGCCAGAUGGCUGAAGUGACCCUGUAUGCUUUGUCCCCAGGCAUGAGGAGGAGGUGAUUGUAAGGGCCACGGCUGAGAUUGAAUUUGUGGCCCUGAAGAAGGCAGGACAUGGACUGCUAGAGUCAGACCUGGAGGCCAAUGUGGAAGCCCUGGCCCAAGAGAUUAACUUUAUCAGGCAGAGGAAUGAGGAGGAGUGGUGCUAUCCGCUGCCCCAAGCCCACCUCUCAGACACCUCAGUCGUUGUCAAGAUGGACAACAGCCAUGACCUGAACAUGGACUGCGUUAUCGCUGAGAUCAAGGCUCAAUACAACAGCAUCACCACCUGCAGCCGGGCUGAGGAUGAGUCCUGGUACUGCAGCAAGUGCGAGGAGAUGAAGGCCACGGUGAUCAGGCACAGGGAGACCCUGCGCCGCACCAAGGAGGAGAUCAACGAGCUCAACCGCAUGAUCCAGAGGCUGACGGCUGAGGUGGAGAACGCCAAGUGCCAGAACACCAAGCUGGAGGCCACAGUGACACAGUCCGAGCAGCAGGGCAAGGCGGCCCUCACCGACGCCCGCUGCAAGCUGGCGGAGCUGGAGGCCGCCCUGCAGAAGGCCAAGCAGGACAUGGCCUGCCUGCUCAAGGAGUACCAGGAGGUGAUGAACUCCAAGCUGGGCCUGGACAUCGAGAUAGCCACCUACAGGCGCCUGCUGGAGUGCAAGGAGCACGGGUUGUGUGAGGGCAUGGUCCUGUCAGGGUCCACUCAGAAGCACAACCCAUCCCUCAGGAGGAUUGCGCUCUGGCGGCACCAGGCAGGGUGA